AGAUGUACACCCUACUAAUGCAACAUACUGCUAUGCAUUAGUUUCCUGGCUAUGGAAAAAUAUUCUUGUACAUGAUUUUUCCAUUUAGUGACGACACUUGUGGUCUGGACAGUUAGUCUACAAUUAUUGGUCCUAAAGGACAGCUUUUUCAAAGUGUGAGAAAAAGCAAAGAGCAAACAAACCUGCAAUGAGCCCCCUAAAUUCAACCUUUUUUAAUGCCACUAUUGUGCAUCCUGAGUACUUUUUCAUAACUGGUUUAUCUGGUAUUCCCCACACAAAAUACUACUAUGUGUUCUUGUGCCUUGUUUAUGCUGUGUCUGUACUGGGAAACACUUUUGUCAUGUUUGUGAUUUACAGUGACCACUGUCUUCACAGUCCGAAAUACAUUGCAGUGUUUAAUUUGGCUGUGUCUGACUUGUGUGCAAGUACGGCACUCGUUCCUCCGUUGAUUGACACCUUUCUGUUUAAAUCACAGUUAAUCUCCUACGAGGCCUGCUUGAGUAAUAUGUUUUUUGUUUUUUGGUUUCUCUUCAUGCAAUCUUUCACUCUUACUGUUAUGUCCUAUGAUAGAUGUGUUGCUAUAUGCUUUCCACUAAGAUACAAUGAGAUUGUGACAAAUAAAUCAAUGCUGGUGAUCACAAUCAUAUUUUGGAUUAUUGCAGGACUGGCCGUUCUCACACUAGUACUUUUUGUUAACACACUGUCAUUCUGCAAAUCCACUGUGAUAAACAGCUAUUUCUGUGAUCACGGACCCACAUACCGUUUAGCAUGCAAUGACAACACUCCAAGUGAUGUGUUGAGUUGGACACUUCCUGCUCUGAUGUUAUGGCUUCCAUUACUGUUUAUUACAGGUACAUACAUCUGUAUAGCCCGUGCGUUAUUGAAAAUUGCAACAGCUUCAGAGCGACUCAAAGCCAUGAAAACCUGCACCGCACAUUUGAUCUUGGUGGGUGUGUAUUAUUUUCCUGUAUGUAUCAUCUAUGGAGCAAUCGGCUCCUUCGUUCACCAUAACGUCAGGAUUAUCAACACAUCUCUGGCGAUGGUCUUGCCGCCUAUGCUUAAUCCGAUCAUUUACUCGCUGAAGACGGAAGAAUUCACAGAAUCCAUUAAAAAGCAGUACAGAAGAAGGAAGAUACAAAUCAUUGUAAUGAAUAAAUGAAUGCAUUUUUCAAUCACAAUUGGCUGACUGGUACUUUUAAGCAUGUUCAU
Messenger RNA from Anguilla anguilla (European eel), 1209 nucleotides. Its product is annotated as olfactory receptor 1-like. Gene Ontology annotation, cellular component: membrane. NCBI's taxonomy places the organism in Eukaryota, Metazoa, Chordata, Actinopteri, Anguilliformes, Anguillidae. The record is from RefSeq and is a predicted model, not a curated record. Gene Ontology annotation, molecular function: G protein-coupled receptor activity; olfactory receptor activity. Gene Ontology annotation, biological process: G protein-coupled receptor signaling pathway. The transcript is spliced from 2 exons. The coding region runs from base 188 to 1159 and encodes 323 amino acids.